CCCAAUGAAGCCCAAAAUAAGCUCCCGUCUCUUCCAUCCAUUAGUACGGAGCCUGAGCCUGAGGCCCUGAGCCCGCCCUAUCCCCUUCUGAUUUCUUUGUCCAAGAAUUCUCUCCAACCGCGAAGAUUUGUGUUUCAGAUGCAGGUUUGGUGGGAAAAUGACAUGAUGAAAUCUGCAUUGUAUAGUCGGUUUUCUAUGUUUGGUCCUCUUCAAUAUCACACAUUUGCAAGCCAUCAUAAGACACCAUUUAAUAUAUUUCAUGGACUCCCUGAUUAUCCUAAAAGGUUACAUUCUCUUAUGCACAAGUGUCAUGUUCAUGCAAUAAGGGAUGUGCAUGGUGGACAAUACCUUCCACCUUGGUUCAGUGUAGCUCCAAUGAUGGCGUAUACAGAUAAUCAUUACAGAACUCUUGCUCGGCUCAUAUCAAAGCAUGCAUGGCUUUUCACGGAAAUGAUCGUGGCAGAAACAAUUGUUCAUCAACGGGAUAAUUUGGAUAGAUUUUUGGCCUUUCCCUCAGAACAACACCCAAUUGUCCUUCAAAUUGGUGGAAGCAACUUGGAAAACCUGGCAAAGGCAACUCAACUUGCAAAUGCUUAUUCCUAUGACGAAAUUAAUCUCAACUGCGGAUGCCCAAGCGGAAAAGUUGCAGGUCAUGGUUGCUUUGGUGCGCGUCUAAUGCUUGACCCAAAGUUUGUUGGGGAUGCUAUGUCGGCCAUUGCCUCCAACUGUGAUGUUCCUGUCAGCGUGAAAUGCAGAAUAGGUGUUGAUGAUCACGACUCUUAUAAUGAACUCUGUGACUUCAUAGACACGGUUGCUUCUCGCUCACCAACUAGGCAUUUUAUUAUUCAUGCACGAAAGGCAUUACUGAAUGGUCUCAGUCCAGCUGAAAAUCGGAAGGUUCCACCUCUAAAGUAUGAGUACUACUUUGCGUUGUUGCGUGAUUUCCCAGAAAUACACUUCACCAUUAACGGAGGCAUCACUUGCAUUGAUCAGGUUAAUGCAGCAAGAAAACAAGGAGCUUAUGGGGUGAUGGUCGGUCGUGCUGCAUACAAUAACCCAUGGACUAUGCUGGGACAUGUAGAUAGCUUGAUAUUCAGAAUGCCAUAUUCUGGUGUUUCACGUCGACAGAUCCUUGAAAAGUUUCAGGAGUAUGCAGACUCUGUUUUAGGCACAUAUAGACCUGGCAAACCAAGUGUAAGGCAACUUGUGCAGCCCUUAUUACACUUGUUCCACUCAGAACCUGGAAAUGGUCUAUGGAAACGUAAAGCUGAUGCUGCAUUGCGACACUGCACGACGGUCGAGUCGUUCCUACAGGAGACUUUAGUUGCAAUUCCUGAUUCGGUGUUGGAUUCAACCCUUACCGAGCAUCCAUCUUCUGAUGAUGAUAAUUUCGCGGAUGUGGAUUGUUUGUUGCCGCCUCCGUAUAGAUCAUCGACUGAACAAGAGUCUGUUUUGUGUUCGUUCUGAGGAAUCGGCAUUCGUUUAGUUGAACAUGGAAUACAGUCUUUUCUUUAUAUAUUUAUGGAAGUUCUGGAUAACAUUUGUCAGCGGCUGAAUUAAACUGUACAUAUCCUAUCAAAUUAUUCAUUCAUGAUAUUGUAAUUACUUAUCAUAGAUCAAUACUUAAGAUCAAGUUUCCUUAAGGAAAAAAAAAGGUUAAGAUCAAGCAAACGUUGUUUUCUCACCGUCGGAAGGGAGACAGAAUUUAAAAAAAAAAAGAAAAGGAAUCCAAGAAAUAAGAUGAAUGAAACCCUUCUCUUCGUGGAGUAGAUUUUUUUUGUUGGCAACAGGUUAGUAUAUGACUAUUUUUAUCUUUUCUGAUC
Messenger RNA from Asparagus officinalis (garden asparagus), 1823 nucleotides. RefSeq names its product tRNA-dihydrouridine(20/20a) synthase-like. Gene Ontology annotation, biological process: tRNA dihydrouridine synthesis. Gene Ontology annotation, molecular function: tRNA dihydrouridine synthase activity; flavin adenine dinucleotide binding. NCBI's taxonomy places the organism in Eukaryota, Viridiplantae, Streptophyta, Magnoliopsida, Asparagales, Asparagaceae. The record is from RefSeq and is a predicted model, not a curated record. The transcript has 13 exons. The coding region runs from base 139 to 1467 and encodes 442 amino acids.